UUCCUUUCUCCCCGUCUCCCUCUCCAUUUCUCGUCUUAACACACCAGAUCAAAUCACACAACUACAUCAAAGAGAAACAACACAACCGACCAUGCGCUUUUCGACCGUUGCUCUUGCAAUCACUGCCGUCUUGGCCACCUCCAUCGUCGCUACGGAGGCUACCAAUGAAACCAUUGAAGUGGUUUCACGAGAUGAAACCCACGCCCUCGGUGUCCGACACAAGAAACCGCACCACACCAAGAAGGGCUGGGAAGUUUACACAGACUGCAAGUUGACCUGGUAUGGCGGAGGUCAGCUCGAUGCGCCCGCUUGCGGUGGAGCUACUCCUUCGGACAGCAGCAUGAUUGUUGCCGUCUCGACCGAUAGCCCCUUCAAAUGCCAUGACAAGCUUCACCUUCAUCAUCAGGGCAAGAUGGUCGAAGUCACGGUUGUGGAUCACUGCGAUGGCUGCGCACCACAUCACGUUGAUGCGACCAAGGGAGUCUUUUCGAAGCUGGCGAACCUCGAUGAUGGCGUCAUUUCCGGUCUUCACAUUCGCCGGAUGUAAAGUGGCGACCCAUUUGAUUUCCCUCGUCUCUCUUCUCUCCCUCUCUUGACGCGGUCU
Acaromyces ingoldii is the source of this 604-nucleotide messenger RNA. RefSeq lists its product as hypothetical. The record is from RefSeq and is a predicted model, not a curated record. The transcript is spliced from 2 exons. Bases 92 to 547 code for a protein of 151 amino acids. Lineage: Eukaryota; Fungi; Basidiomycota; Exobasidiomycetes; Exobasidiales; Cryptobasidiaceae.